Poecile atricapillus (Black-capped chickadee) is the source of this 8101-nucleotide messenger RNA. It is a transcript of the gene TMEM94, whose product is annotated as transmembrane protein 94. The transcript has 32 exons. Bases 237 to 4319 code for a protein of 1360 amino acids. Lineage: Eukaryota; Metazoa; Chordata; Aves; Passeriformes; Paridae. The record is from RefSeq and is a predicted model, not a curated record.
CGGCUUCUUGCGGCGGCCCCGAAGCGCCCCCGUGGGCCCCUGGUGCCGGGGCGUCCCGCCUGCCAGCGACCGAGAUGGCGGCCCAGGCGGCGCGGCGGGCGAGGGGCCCCGCCGGCAGCGCCCGGCGCGGCGGAUGGUGAUGUGGUAAAUGUAGCCAAGCUCUUCUCUACCUAGGAGACAUUCUCCCCUGAGGAGCAGUCCCCUUUUGCUGGACAUGCUUACAGAACUGCACAGCCAUGGACCUCAAGGAGAAGUGUCAGGAUGAGAUGACCUCAAGUUUGGGCCUUACCACAAAGAAAGCCCUCAUGAUCCUGAGAGACCAAUUGUCAGCACUGCUAGAGGGGCAUCAGAAGGAACGGAAAAAAGGGACUUCAUGGAAGGAGGUGUGGAGGAGCAGUUUCCUGUACCAUGGUAACCGCUGCUCCUGCUUCCACUGGCCUGGUGCGUCUCUGAUGCUGCUGGCAGUGCUGUUGCUGCUAUGCUGCUAUGGGAGCCAGCCACAGGGGAGCCAAGGUGCUGAGAUAGUCAAUGCACUGGCACUCUUCCUCCUGCUCCUCUUGGAUCUCCUCAUGAUUGGGCGUCAAGAGAGGCUGAAGUGCAGAGAGGUGGAGAGGAGGCUUCAGACCAUUGUUGAUAAGAUAAACGAUACACUUGGCAAAGAGGUGAAAUGGCCAGACUCCAUGUACCCUGACCUUCACAUGCCUUAUGCCCCAUCCUGGUCCCUUCACUGGGCCUACAGGGAUGGGCAUCUUGUCAAUCUGCCUGUGAGCCUCUUGGUAGAAGGAGAUGUUGUUGCUCUGAGGCCAGGCCAGGAGUCAUUUGCUUCUCUGAGAGGGAUUAAGGAUGAUGAGCACAUAGUUCUGGAGCCUGGAGAUCUGUUUCCACCCUUCUCACCCCCACCCUCCCCAAGGGGAGAAGUGAAGAAGGGCCCUCAGAAUCCUCAGCUCUAUCGUCUCUUCCGUGUGUUGAAGACCCCAAUAAUUGAUAAUGUCAGGUGGUGCCUGGAAAUGGCUCUGUCACGGCCUGUGACAGCCCUGGAUAAUGAGAGGUUCACUGUACAGUCAGUGAUGCUGAAAUACGCUGUCCCUAUUGUGCUGGCUGGAUUCCUGAUCACCAACGCCGUGCGUUUCAUUUUCCAAGCUCCUGGAAUUGCUUCCUGGCAGUACACUCUUCUUCAGCUGCAGGUGAAUGGUGUCUUACCCAUCCUUCCAUUGCUCUUUCCUGUCCUGUGGAUUCUUGCUACAGCUUUUGGAGAAGCCAGAGUGUUGGCCCAGAUGAGCAAAGCCUCAUCCACCUCACUGCUUGCUAAGUUUUCAGAGGACACUCUCAGCAGCUACACAGAGAUGGUAUCUUCUCAGGAAAUGAUACGUUGUAUCUGGAGCCACUUCCUCUGUGUUUUAAAAGGCAAAUCCCCUACUCUGAGCUUCACUUCCAGCUUGCUCCACAGUCUGGGAUCUGUCACUGUGCUCUGCUGUGUAGACAAGCAGGGGAUUCUUUCCUGGCCAAACCCCAGCCCAGAGACUGUUCUGUUCUUCAGUGGGAAGGUGGAACCACCUCAUGACAGCCACGAAGACCUGACUGAUGAGCUCUCCACACGGUCCUUCUGCCAUCCUGAGAUGGAAGAUGAGCCCCAUGAAAGAGAUGCUUUGCUCUCUGGCCCCCUGGCAGACACAGUGCACAUGGCCAGUGAACAAGAGAGGAACAACUGGUCUGGUGAUGCUCCAAAGGCUCCUGAAGCCUCUGCCCACCGGAAGCCGAACAGCAGAAGCAAACAUCCCUCUGGAUCCAACGUGAGCUUUAGCAAGGACACGGAGGGUGGAGAGGAGGAGCAUACUCAGGUUGUUGGGGACAACGAGGUGUUGGCUUGUGAGGCUGAAGACUUUGUGUGUGACUACCACUUGGAGAUGCUCAGCCUGUCCCAAGACCAGCAGAACCCUUCCUGCAUCCAGUUUGAUGACUCCAACUGGCACAUGCACCUGAAUUCCCUCAAGCCUCUGGGCCUGAACGUGCUGCUCAACCUGUGCAACGCCAGCGUGACUGAGCGGCUGUGCCGCUUCUCCGACCACCUCUGCAAUAUCGCCCUGCAGGAGACUCACAAUGCUGUGCUGCCUGUCCAUGUGCCCUGGGGCCUCUGUGAGCUUGCCAGGCUGAUAGGUUUCACACCAGGUGCUAAAGAUCUUUUCAAGCAGGAGAACUAUUUGGCGUUGUACCGCUUGCCAAGUGAUGAAAUGGUUAAGGAAACCAUCCUGGGGAAGCUUUCGUCCAUCACCAAGAGGAGACCCCCCCUGAGCCACAUGAUUAACCUGUUUGUGAAGGACACCACUACCAGCACUGAGCAGAUGUUUUCUCAUGGGACAGCUGACAUCAUCCUUGAGGCCUGCACUGACUUUUGGGAUGGUACCGAUAUCUACCCCCUCUCUGGCUCUGACAGGAAGAAGGUGCUGGAUUUCUACCAGCGAGCCUGCCUGUCAGGAUACUGCUCUGCCUUUGCAUACAAGCCAAUGCACUGUGCCUUGUCCUCCCAGCUCAAUGGCAAGUGCAUAGAGCUGGUGCAGGUGCCAGGGCAGAGCGCGAUCUUCACGUGCUGUGACCUCCCUGGGACCACUCCCAUCAAACAGAGCAGCCGGAGGAACAGCUGGAGCUCAGAUGAAGGGAUUGGGGAAGUGAUGGAGAAGGAAGACUGUAUCCAGGCUCUGAGUGGACAGAUCUUCAUGGGAAUGGUCUCAUCUCAGUAUCAGGCCCGCCUUGACAUUGUCCGCCUCAUUGAUGGAUUGGUCAAUGCCUGCAUUCGUUUUGUCUACUUCUCCCUGGAAGAUGAGCUCAAAAGCAAGGUGUUUGCUGAGAAAAUGGGUCUGGAGACUGGCUGGAAUUGCCACAUAUCCUUAACUCCCAAUGGUGAUGUGCCUGGCUCAGAGAUCCCCCCCUCCAGCCCCAGCCAUGCUGGCUCCCUGCACGAUGACCUCCAUCAGGUUUCUCGAGAUGAUGUGGAGGGGCUUCUGCUGAUGGAAGAGGAAGGGCACUCGGAUCUCAUCAGCUUUCAGCCAACAGACAGUGAUAUCCCCAGCUUCCUGGAGGACUGUAACAGGGCCAAACUUCCCCGGGGGAUCCACCAGGUGAGGCCUCACCUGCAGAAUAUUGACAACGUGCCUUUGCUGGUGCCCCUGUUCACAGACUGCACCCCAGAGACCAUGUGUGAGAUGAUCAAGAUCAUGCAGGAGUACGGGGAGGUGACCUGCUGUCUGGGAAGCUCUGCCAACCUUCGGAACAGUUGCCUCUUCCUGCAGAGCGAUAUCAGUAUAGCCCUGGACCCUCUCUACCCAUCCCGCUGCUCCUGGGAGACCUUUGGCUAUGCCACCAGCACCACCCUGACCAAUGGCUCUGAGGAGCUCACCCCGCUGCAGCUCUCAGGGCAGCUCAACAGCCUGCCCUGCUCCAUGUCCUUCUGCCAAGAAGAGAGCACCAGCAUCAUCAGGCUCAUAGAGCAGGCCAGGCAUGCGACGUAUGGGAUCCGCAAGUGUUUCCUCUUCCUGCUGCAGUGCCAGCUGACCUUGGUUGUCAUUCAGUUCCUCUCCUGCCUGGUGCAGCUGCCCCCCAUCCUCAGUACCACAGACAUCGUGUGGCUCUCCUGUUUCUGCUACCCACUGCUCAGUAUCUCGCUCCUGGGCAAGCCUCCCCACAGCUCCAUCAUGACCAUGGCAACAGGAAAAAACUUGACUUCCAUUCCCAAGAAGACUCAGCACUACUUCCUGCUCUGCUUCCUGCUGAAAUUCAGCCUGACCAUCUGCUCCUGCCUCAUCUGCUUCGGGUUCACCCUGCAUGAGUCCUGCAAAGGGGUGAACACCACCAGCCUCAACCUCACAGCCUGCUCCUCCAUCAUGCUGCACAGCAAUGCUUAUGGUGCUCCUGACUGGUUUGGGACGUUUUCCAAUGCUCUCCUGGUAGCCCAGAAGCUCACAGCUGGCCUGAUUGUUUUACACACAGUGUUCAUAUCCAUCACCCACGUCCAUCGCACCAAGCCCCUGUGGAAGAAGAGCCCCCUCUCUAACCGUUGGUGGACGCUCACUGUGGCUGUUGUAGUGCUGGGGCAAGUGGCACAGACUGUGCUGGACCUGAAACUCUGGGAAAACCUCAACUCUUCUUUGACCUUUAACCACGUCUCCAUCUCUCCGGUCUCAUGGCUCCUGGGUUUUCUUUCCUUGGUCCUUGUGGUUAUCAUCAAUGAGAUUGUCAAGCUGCAUGAAAUCAGGGUCCGUGUCCGUUACCAAAAGAGGCAGAAGUUGCAGUUUGAAACCAAGCUGGGGAUGAAUUCACCAUUUUAAAAGCACCCAAGCUCAAGUUCCCUGGAGCCAGGGCCAAACAGCCACUGGGAGAGUGGCUGCACCAAAGGCUCGGGGAGUUUUCUGUCUCACAUGCAAACCAGACAGCCUUCUGGCAAAACUACAUCUGCACCUUCCCAGGGCCCCAGGCAGGGAUCCCUCCACAGGUAUUCAGCCCCUUCCCAGGCUGCCAGGUACCCUCACAGGAACCUGCAAGCUCUGGUGCUUGUUCAGGCUGCUCUUCCUUUAUUUAUUUAUUACUAGAGGUAUUUGUUAGUAUCAUGGUGAUGCUAAAACGAAGCGGCUCCUUUCCUCUUUGUGAGCAGAUGGGUUUCCUGGGCCUGGCAGGAGAAUCUGGGACCAGUAGGGCUGCUGAAGAAGGAGAUCUCUAUUGAAACCAGUUUUGGUUUUCCAUCUCUGCCUGCUCUCCGUGUGUGCGUGCCUGUGCAUGCCCUCCCCACCUCCCUGCCCUGUGUCCCGCGGCAAAGGAGCCAUCCCUCUUGCAGUCCCAGGAGUGCUGGGAGCUCACAUUCCCGAGGGGACAGUAGGAAGGGUCUCUGGACAGCUGGGCUAGGCCAGCCCUGCCCUCUAGUGUCGUUGUCACAUCCAUGUGCUGGCUGUGUCAGAAGAGGGAUGGGAUGAGACAGGGCUUUGGGAAAAGCUGCCUGUGAUCCUCUGGUCUGGUGUAGAGGGAGGGCAGCUCUGCCUGCCUGCAGGGAGCCAGCAUGGCUCAGCUUCCUGCAGCCUUGUUGAACCAGCUUUUGUCUUCUUUAACAACCCCCAGAGAGGUUUUAUAGCUCUUCUCCUUUUUGUGAUCCAAACUGCUGUUCUGCUUCAGUAAUGUGCCUGCUUGAGAAAACCACAGCUCGAGAUAAAGCCUGAGCCCUGACUAUCCUGCCCUAGAGGGAGGGGAUGUCUUUCCAGGCAGGAUAUCUGCAACUUGCAGUUGUGACUAAUACAGAGCUGGUCAAUGGCUUCUUUCCCAAUCCCAGGAUUGUGCUGCCUCCAGUUCUUGCUCCCCAAGGCACAGGGAACCACCCCCCCCCAAUCAUGUCUAUCUGUGGUAGUGCUGGGAAGUCUCUCCCCUCUGUGCUAAUGCCUUCACACAGAACCACAGAAUGGUUUGGGUUGGAAGGGGCCUUAAAGCUUAUCUUGUUCCACCCCCUGCCAUGGGCACCCUGCCAUGGGCAGGGAUACCUUCCUCUAUCCCAGGGUGCUCCAAGCCCUGUCCAACUUCCAGGGCUGAAAUUCCAGGGAUGAGGCAGCCACAACCUCCCUGGGCAACAUCUGCUCAGUGUUUUUCUACAGGUCUCUUCAUUUGCCUAGGGGACCUCUCCCCUGAGGGCUGCAGCAAACCAUGAUCUGUCCCAGUGCAAUGCACAAGCUCCUGAGCUCUGACCAGACCCCAUCUGUACUGGGAGCACUGGUCCUGUUGUGGGCUGACAGCCAAGGGCCACAUAGGAGCACACAGGCUUGGCUACCAGAAUAUUUGCAGCUCGUGGAGAUGUUGACUCUAGUUCUAAACACUAAAGCUGGGAAAUCCUGGCCCUGUUUUUGGUCCCAACAUUAACACUACAGUGUUUGGCUGUUACCUCCUCUUUGGUACCAGAGAUUAACAAGUGGCAGCUGGUCCCUCCUGGGCAGGCAGGGAGCUGGCUGGAACCCCCAAGCUCUGCCCUGCUGCUCCACCUUGUCUUCCUCACUUUUCAGCAUAACCAGAGAGCACGGACACAGCUGAGUGUCUCUAAGCAAUACCCUCACCCUGCUGUGGAGCUGGUAGACGAGCAGAGCUGUCCCCAACCCCUGAGCUCUGGGGACACACUGAGGAUGCUGCAGGAGGGCAGCUGGGGGUGUUCCAUGCCCUGGACUCAGUUCCUCAGGUGGGGGAUGUGGAGAUCCCAUGCUGUCAGGAUUGCAUGGGUUAGGGAGCCAGAAGCUCCCUGGGGAAGCACAGGGCUCCUCCCCUGCACCACGGCAGACAGGCUGGACUGUGCCCUCGCUCUUGGGCACCUGCAGGGAGAACAAGCUGCACCUUUCUCAGCCUCAGUUCACUAAAUGCCACCUCUAGCUCUGUGACACCUGGCCCCUGAGAAAUCAGCUUUCCUUCCUGAUGCCAGGGUCAGGUCACAGGUGGGAUAGCAUCUCCUCCAUGGCUGGGCUGAGCUGCAGAGGCAGCACAGAGCUGCUCACUGCUGUCCCAGCUUUCCCCCCACCCAGACCUUGGCUCUUGCCCUGUGCCAUGAACUGUUGUAGGUGUUAAAAGGCAGCAGAUUCCAGGGCUUCCUGCUGGCCACACCUUCCUCUGGAGGAGGCACCGUCAAGGUUUCCUCCUCUGGUUGAUCACAAAUGUUUAUUUUCCUGCAUCCUCCUUCCCCAGCUAGACUUGGAGGGAGCUAAAGUGUAUGAAUGGAGCCUUUAGGAUGGUAUUGCCAGUGCCACCCUUCCCUCAGCCAUUGAAGUGUCUGAGGGUCAGAGUGCAUGGCUUCAGAAGGAAAUUUCCUACAUCAAGAUGUUUUUAAAUGCUGUAUAUUUUAUAUUAAAUUUUUUGGGAUGUAUGUAAAAAUAUUUCAUUUGUAUUAAAACUUGUAAAUUGUAUAAAAAAGAAAAAAAAAAAAAAAGAAACAAACCCAGACCCACAAGCAUCCAGUAUAUGAAUGGCAAUAAAUGAUUGUCUUGGAUAACACACCCAAGAGUUGGGAACAAGUUUGCACCCAGCAAAGGAAGGAGGUAAAAAUGUCUGGCUGCUGGGGUCACAGGGUGUGAUUUUCCUGUUGUAGGGACACAGCCUGAGAGCUUGAUGCUCCUGGGAUCCAGUUUUGGCCUUUUUCCCAGUUUCUGCUCAGCUUUGGGCAAAUCUGUCCAUCUCUGAAAGCUUCUUCCUCCAGCGUAAGUUUGCUUACCUGGUGGUUUCCUGCUUCAAUCAAGGCUGGUGGCACGGUUUGAAUCCCUCUGGUUGGGUGAAAGGUUGGGAUGAGCUGGAAGAAGCACUGGGAGCACUGGAGACAAACAGUGGUGGGAUAAAGAGGCCUGGGCUGCUUGUCCUGAGCAAAGCAGGCACUGGGGUGACAGCAGCCACACUAAACAGGCAGGAGGAAGGAGGAAUGCUCUGCCUGGCACAUGGGGACAGUGGAGGUGGCACAUGGGCAGAGCUGGGCACAGGGACACUGGGACACUAGUGGUGUCACCAGAGACUCAACAUUUACCUUACUGAAGGUGACUGGGACUCACCAGGGGAGAUUAUCAGAACCCUGGAGCACUAAAGCUGAUCCUCCAUGGACUUCAAGCAGUAGGAGACAAGCUAGUGCCAUUUGACACAAAGGACACAACUAGGCAAAACUAUCAAAAGGGUGAAAUAUGCCCCACUGUUUAAUAGAAUUUAGUCUUAAUGGAUGUUAGUGGAAAACAAAACACAUGAUUAACACAAACAGAGCAGAUGGUUUAAAAUCUGUUGUCAGUCUGGUGAUUACAUGGGCUAUUUUUUUCCCUCACUGUCUCGCUGCACAGAGCAGGUGCAGCUGGGGUCAGUUAUUCCCAAUUGCAGUGUACAUAACUUACACACCAUACAGUAGCUUCAAAAUAGAGAUCUAGAGCUCAAAAAAUAGGCAUUCUUCUGCAAAAUCAAAUGUUUAGUUCCCUUAUUGACAAAGAGAGAGCAGCAUUGUGCUGCCCUCAGGUGGCUCAGACAUCGGCAGCUCCACCCCAGUGUCCUCUUAUCCCUGACCCAAGACUCGCAGUUCUGGUUAGUAAAUAUAUAGAAUAAAUCACAUUUAAAAUAUAUACAUUGG